UUAGGUCGUUCCAUGUUUAAAAAAAAUUGCUUUUGACAACUAGAUAACUUCAUUUUAUUGCAAAGCAUUUAAUAGCAUCUUCGGGGAAAUAUGGAUAGACUUUCUUUGUUUUUGUUUCUGUUCUCCGUGAUAUCAUUGGGACAAGCGCAUUACAAAGAGACAGUCUAUCGACCUUCUCACAUUUACACCUUUUAUGCUGAUGACAGCGACGACGUUCCAUGGGAUGAGGCUGAUUUCAGAUGUGCUUGGCACGGUUCGGGACAUCUUGUUUACAUAAAAUCAUGGGAUAUGAACCAAGCCGUUUAUGAAGCUACCGAUUCAUGGGGUAAUCGUGAAUCUUGGAUAGGGGCACAUGAUAAAUAUACCGAAGGAUAUAUGUACUGGAAUGAUGGGACAAAACUGAGUGAGGGAUACCAAAAUUGGGGUAGUGGAGAACCUAAUGAUCAUUUUGGCGAGGAUUGUGCGGAUUUUGUGUCACCAAAUAACUACUGGAACGAUGAAGACUGUGGACACAAAUAUGGAUUUAUUUGCCAAAAAGAAACAUCAACAAGUACCGCCCGUGACUACACCGAAGUGGUUUAUGUCAAAACAAAUUCAAUCGAAAAAUCAGUACUGAAACAGAGAUGUUCGGCUCUUGGCUACCAUCUUGUGGAAACAAAGAAAUACGGAAGCGUUCCUGUAAAUUUACCACCAAACCUUAGAGAUUUACGUACGAAGUAUCAGCGAGAAUGUCUUGUUAUGGGAAGAAAUGGAUUUAAAAGACAAAUCUGUGACCAAACGUUAUCUUCUGUUUGUGAAGCGAUUCACUCCUACAAUUUAAAAAUAUCGACCGUACAAGAAGAUUACAUGGAAUUGGACAAAAUUGAGAUCGAUUGCACCGCAUCCGGAAUUCCGCUCCCUAAUGUAACCUGGCAUAGGGGAUAUGCCCUUGUCCCGGAAUCCUCAGAUGAAGAUAUAUAUCAGACUUCAAGAAAAGGAAAAUCAACCCUGAUCAUCAAGAAAGCACAACCUACAGAUACUUCACGUUACAGAUGCUUUGCUGAAAACAAAGUUGGCGAUACUGUCAAAAGAAUAAAAGGAUACUUAGACAUAAGAGUACACCCACAAACAUUGACCAGAUCAGAAAACAAACUCAAGUCUGCAAAUAUACAAGAAGAUUCAAUCUUGAGCACUGACCUUGCACUUGAUCAACCUUCUUCUUGUCAAGAGACCAACAAGAAUUCGUGGAUGAUUCCAACUAUUUUUGGAUUCAACAUUCUGAUUUUGAUUUUGCUGUUCGUCAUCACCUGCAGAAGUUUAGGUCAAGCUUCGCCGAAAAUAUCCGAAUAUGGACAUGAAUUCACGAAUACCAACUAUGUUAGUAUGUAUAUAUUUGUUGUUUGA
Styela clava is the source of this 1383-nucleotide messenger RNA. Lineage: Eukaryota; Metazoa; Chordata; Ascidiacea; Stolidobranchia; Styelidae. The record is from RefSeq and is a predicted model, not a curated record.